CACUCAUAAAAAAGCCCUCCAGCUCACCGGGGGGAAAACAAAGACAUCUCAACCUCUGACACAAAACCUCGAGAGGCACAUUUCUACACUGAGCUGCUCCACUAAUGGACUUCCAUUCCCCCAAAGACAUGAAGAGACCAAGGACGCAGUGCCGCAGCAUUAAGCUGUUCGUCCUGUGCCACGGACUGCUGCAAUUCUCUCAGCUGCUGUACAGCUCCUACUUCAAGAGCAUCAUCACCACUAUCGAGAGACGCUAUGGCCUCAGCAGCUACUCCUCGGGAACUAUUUCCUCUCUCCACGAGAUCAGUAACAGCCUGCUGAUCGUGUUCGUGAGCUACUUCGGAAAUCGGGUCCACCGACCUCGCGUCAUCGGAAUAGGUGGACUGAUGAUGUCCGUUAGUGCCAUGCUGCUGACCUUACCUCACUUUGUGUCCCAGAGCUACAACUACGAUUCUGUUCUACACAACCGCCACGAUAUUUGCUACCUGCAGGAGAACUCGACCAACACGGAGUCUUGUGGCCACGAUGAGAGCAGGCGUCUGACCGACUCCAACAACCUGUGGCUGCUCAUGGCCAGCGCUCAGCUGCUCUUCGGCUUGGGCUCAGUGCCCAUCCAGCCAUUUGGGAUUUCCUACAUAGAUGAUUUUGCUGGACCUGGCAACUCGCCUCUUUACAUAGCCAUCCUGUUUGCAUUAUCUGUAUUCGGGCCUGCCAUUGGCUACCUGCUUGGCUCAGUCAUGCUGCGGAUCUAUGUGGACGUGGACACACUUGGUUUAGGAGGUGAACAAGGGCUCAGACCAGGUGAUCCCCGCUGGGUCGGGGCCUGGUGGAUCGGCCUGCUCAUUACUGCCGGCACCCUGUUUCUCACCUCCAUCCCCUACUUCUUCUUCCCUCGUAGUAUGCCUUCAGAGGACAAUGUGAUUGGAGAUGAAACUGACGUGAGUGAUGACUUCAAGAAGCCAGAUGUCUCUUUAAUUGAUUUCCUGAAAAUGUUUCCCAGGAUGUUCGUCCACCUUCUGCUGAGCCCGCUCUUUCUGAUGCUGGUCCUGGCCCAGUGCUGCUUCUCCUCAGUGAUAGCAGGUCUCGCUACGUUCCUCAACAAGUUUCUGCAGCUGCAGUACAGCACUUCUGCUGCCUAUAGCAGCCUGCUAGUAGGUGCUUUGAACCUGCCAGCAGUAGCCGUGGGGAUGCUGGUAGGUGGGAUCAUCAUGAAGAAGGUAGGUCUCUCUCUGAAGGCCAUCCCACGCUUCUCUGUGGUGAUGCUCACCAUGUCCACCCUCCUCUGCAUCCCGCUCUUCUUCAUGGGCUGCCCCACCCAGAAUGUGUCAGAGGUCUACCCCAUCCAAAAGGGACCGAACGACUCUCUGCCCAAGUGUUACUCCAGCUGCUCCUGUCCCAAAAGUGCCUUUAACCCUGUAUGUGGCUCGAAUGGUAUCGAGUACGUGUCUCCUUGCCAUGCAGGCUGCACCAACUUUACCAAAGACUCCAACAACACUCACAGGGUUCAGCUUUACACCAACUGCAGCUGUAUAUCUGGCCAAGGUAAGGCCCGACCAGGUCCCUGCCCAAACAGCUGCCCUCAUUUACUUCUACCCGCCAUGCUCAUCAUCUCACUGGCAUCGCUGGUCGCCUGCCUCACUCACAACCCCAUGUACAUGAUGGUGCUCAGGAUCGUUCCCUCUGAAGAAAAGUCGUUUGCUAUAGGAAUUCAGUUUUUACUCAUGAGAGUAUUGGCCUGGCUACCAGCCCCUGCUCUCUUCGGGAAGGCCAUUGACACAUCAUGUAUCUGGUGGAAAGAAGUGUGUGGAAAGAAGUUUAACUGCGGUUACUAUGACAACAACAUCUUGAGGAACAGCUACUUAGGCUUACAGGUGGGCUAUAAGGUCAUGGGCGUCGUCCUACUGGCAAUGCUGGGGUGGAAAGUGCAGCGGACCCAGGAGUACAGUCUGGAGAAGAGGCCCGAACCUCUACUGUGAACCUGCUGGAGCUCCAUAUUGAUCCAAGCCUCUGUUUCUGAAAGCUUUGCUGUAGUGGUAAACAUUUUGAUGAACAGUGUGCUGCACAAAGCCUUGUAAGUGUGAGAAAGCCACCAUGAAGAAGACUGGCCUACACUGACCUCAAUUUCUGUAGGCCCACCCCCCUACCUGGGACCUCACUGGCUGGAGUUUGGAUGUACAUUGUCCAAACGUGAAAGUUUCUGCUGUUUUUGGAUACAUUUAAUGGUAUGCCUUAAAGAUUAUAAUUGGAAUUACGCUGACAAUACGACCAACUCAUUACAACCUAAGACAGGACAGCUAAACACCUCUUGUGUGGUACCUCACGACAUUUACAUGCAUCUGAGACCAGCGAUAAGAGUCUGACUGAUGAUCAAAUAACAGAUAUUGAAAAUAUCUUUAUUACUUGUUCCUAUAAGGUAGGAAUCUAUCCAGGUUUCUAUUUGUAAUGGGAACAUACUCUGUAAUUAAUUAACUGUAUAGCUUAAUAUUUAAGUUUAUUUUUUUAUAGAUGUUUGUCUCAUACGCAGAGACAUCUGUGAUAACUGCAAUACUCAUUUCAUAUAUAAUCAUGUAUAACACUUGGUUUAUUUGCAAUGCUAAUAUGUUUUCUGAUAUUUAGUAAAUACAUGUACAUACAUACAUACACUGUUACUCAUAAAUGGAAUUAAUCACACGCAUUAUGCUAUAUACUGGUGUGGUGCAUACAUGUGUAAGAAUUACUGGCUAAUAAAAAUAUACAGUGCCAUUAAUCAAGUCUCUAAUAUGCAGCCUGAAGACUU
This is a messenger RNA of Scomber scombrus (Atlantic mackerel), 2776 nucleotides long. It is a transcript of the gene slco2a1, whose product is annotated as solute carrier organic anion transporter family, member 2A1. The coding region runs from base 105 to 1976 and encodes 623 amino acids. Gene Ontology annotation, cellular component: membrane. NCBI's taxonomy places the organism in Eukaryota, Metazoa, Chordata, Actinopteri, Scombriformes, Scombridae. The record is from RefSeq and is a predicted model, not a curated record. Gene Ontology annotation, biological process: transmembrane transport; sodium-independent organic anion transport; prostaglandin transport. Gene Ontology annotation, molecular function: prostaglandin transmembrane transporter activity; protein binding. The transcript has 14 exons.